Messenger RNA from Trichoplax adhaerens, 1239 nucleotides. RefSeq lists its product as uncharacterized. Bases 1 to 1239 code for a protein of 412 amino acids. The transcript is spliced from 10 exons. Gene Ontology annotation, cellular component: nucleus. The record is from RefSeq and is a predicted model, not a curated record. Gene Ontology annotation, biological process: negative regulation of DNA-templated transcription. Lineage: Eukaryota; Metazoa; Placozoa; Uniplacotomia; Trichoplacea; Trichoplacidae. Gene Ontology annotation, molecular function: transcription corepressor activity.
AUGCCAGCUAGUCACGGUUUUGCAAAGUUUAUGAAUAAUAAAGAUUUCCAUCCUGGAUCACAAAGAAAUAUCAAAAUGGUUUGGAUGGCAGAACAACGUAUAGCCGCAAAGGAAAAAAAGGAAAAAGAACUGAAGGAACAAUAUGAGAAAGAACAAUCUCUCUAUAAGACAAGAGAGAUUAUAUCCAAGGAUAAAGAGAAGCUAUCAGUUAAUUUCAUGUACGAUGCACCACCCGGUCUCGACAAAGAAACCAAGACCACGGUAAAGAUUUUCUUAUGUCGUAAUGAUGCAUAUCGCAUACAUUAUGCUAAGGAUAUAGCCGCGACAGACAAGCCUUUCGGCAUUGCUGUCAGGAACGUUAGAUGUAUUAAGUGUGGUAAAUGGGGGCAUGUAAAUACCGACAGAGAGUGCCCUCUAUUCAAUCAUACAAUUUCCGUGAGUGCGCCAUCUGAUCAAAAUGAGGAAGCAUCCGAUGAGAUUAGCCCUGAGAAAUUAAUGCAAGCAAUGAGAGAGAAUGGACUGACUCUGAAACAGUCCGUCCUUGGUCGCGUAGUGGAUAACAGAGCUGCGAACCAGCAAAUGAUCGAAUCAGAAGAAGAACUAAUUGAUGAUCCUGAAGUGAAUUUUUUAAAUUCCCUUACAAGAAAACAAAAGAAGAAGCUUCUAAAGAAAUUGGAUAAGCUCGACAAGAAAGCAGAGGGCAAAUCUUCCGAAAAAAAGAAGAAGAAAAAGAAAAAAUCUAAAAAGUCAUCAUCUAGUUCUGAUGAGGACAGUGAUCGUCAUUAUCGUUCUACUCAGAAAAAGAAUAAGAAAUCUAAGGCCAAUAAUUUAAGUGGCGAUAGCUCUUCUUCUGAUGAAGAAACUACGAAGAAGUCUAAAGCAAGUAGUGCCUAUCGCAAAGAUAUGAGAGACGACCCAAUAAUGUUAGCAGAGCAUCGAUCGAAGGGUACAGACAGUCAUAGAUAUCGAUCUCGUAGUAGAUCGCCGGAAUCAGAAAGAAGAAAAUACUCAGAACAACAUAGAACAUCAAAGACUGAAAAGCCUCAUCGUUCGCGUCGAUCUCGAUCUCGCAGCAGAUCAACGGAAAGAUUCCAUGACAGAUCGCGAGGUCGAAGUGAUUAUCGAAAUGUAGAUACUUCUGAAUCAAGAGAGAGCAGAUAUAAUACACACCAUCGAUAUCGCUCCAGCGAUAAGAAAAGUAGUGGACAUCACCGUGAGCACGAAAGCAAACACUAUUGA